AUGGGAGAGAAAGGCUGGCGAUUCAAGCAAGACGACGAAGAUGACGUUCCAGGCGAGAACGUAACCAAAGACCCUCUACACCCAGAAUUUUCGCAUCUCCGCGAGCUAUACUUCAAAGCCGACAAGGACUACUCCGGCCGCUUCACCGUCCCCACCCUCUGGGACAAGAAGAAUGAAACCGUAGUCAGCAACGAAUCCGCCGAGAUCAUCCGCAUGUUCUACACCGAAUUCGACGACCUCCUACCAGAGAAAUACCGAACUCCCAACGUCGACCUCUUCCCCAAAAAUCUCCAGAGCACAAUCGAAGAAGCCAACGACUGGACCUACAACGACAUCAACAACGGCGUCUACAAAUCCGGCUUCGCGAGCUCCCAAGAAGCCUACGAGAAAAACGUCCAAACACUAUUCAAAUCCCUCGACCGCGUUGAAGAACACCUCUCCACCUCGCCAGGUCCCUUCUACCACGGCGACAAAAUCACCGAAGCAGAUGUCAGACUAUUCACGACCAUCAUCCGCUUCGACGUCGUCUACGUCCAGCACUUCAAGUGUAAUAUCCGCGAUAUCAGGUCGGGAUAUCCGGCUAUUCACCGCUGGGUCAAGAACCUGUACUGGAACGUGGAGGCUUUUGGACCUUUGACGACACAGUUUGAGCAUAUAAAACGACAUUAUACGAGGAGUCAUGGUCAGAUUAACCCGUAUGCGAUUACGCCGUUUGGACCGGUGCCAGAUAUUCUGCCUAUUGGUGAGGAGGUUCCUGCUGCGGAGGUGUUGAGGAAGGAGAGGGGUCAGGCUGUGCGUACUGAGAAGAUGCAGAGUCAGGUUCAGGGUUGA
This is a messenger RNA of Lithohypha guttulata, 831 nucleotides long. RefSeq names its product S-glutathionyl-(chloro)hydroquinone reductase (gene ECM4). The transcript has 2 exons. The coding region runs from base 1 to 831 and encodes 276 amino acids. Gene Ontology annotation, molecular function: glutathione transferase activity. The record is from RefSeq and is a predicted model, not a curated record. NCBI's taxonomy places the organism in Eukaryota, Fungi, Ascomycota, Eurotiomycetes, Chaetothyriales, Trichomeriaceae. Gene Ontology annotation, cellular component: cytoplasm.